GGUGACGUGAGUAUACAACACACUGAAGUGGUGUGGUGUGUGUGUGCGCGCAAACAUUUUUAUUUUGGAAUGGCGACGAUACAGCGGCAAAACGCACUGGUGUGGGUGUUGUGGUUUACACUUAUCACUCUUGGUUGUUGUAGAAGUCUGAAAGAUUUAAAAAAAGUAUUACAAUCUCAAACGACGGCUGGAGUCACUAGACAAGACGAUACAAUCCACGCGAGGAAUUCAUCGGAGCCGUCGAUUGAACGGGUAUUAUACUACGGGCAUUUAACUAUUGGAGCCAAAAAGCUGAAUCUGAUUGAUGAGGGAAAACCUAUCGCUAGGGAUACCGAAUUGUUCGGCGGACCUUUUGAUGACGACACUGAUUAUCAGUCCGACUCCUAUUCCAUGGUAAAGGAAUCAGAACUUGGUGUUGAAGGAGUGUUUAGCCAGGGGAACAAGAGGACCCCUGCUGUAGACCGAUUACUAGGAAUGAAACCAAAGGUUGAAUGUGUUGAGGAUUCCAUGACCCUCAAACUCCAUGGAGCUGCUUCUUCGCAGUUCUCUUUUCUUGUGGACAGAGGAAAUGCACACCCACUCUCAUUAUCACAAAUGCCUUCAGUCUGUGGCUACUCUGUCAGGAAGAGCUGGAGGGAUUUGGUUUUCAGUACACCGUAUGAUGGCUGUUUUGUAGCUGAAGAGGGGUCGAAUUAUGUAUUACCUCUGUUUAUCUAUGGCUUGCCUGUGAGAAUGGCCUGCCCAAGCAUAGCUCCAAAGCCUCCCUCUGCGUCUUGCCACGUUAGUGGAAUGACUGUGGAAAUUGAAUCCUCUUCCUCUGUUAAAGAUGUUCAUGUGAAGGUCAACAGUAAGUGGGAGUCCUUGAUGAAGAUAUCCUCCCAGUGUGGCUUCAGUGUUGUUGAACAUCCUGAAGGAGUAAUUAUAUCUGCCCCAUAUUUGCCGUGUAUUAAAGAACAGGAUGGCAUGUUAACCUUUGAGGUAGUAGCUGGGGGAGACUUCAAAAUCUCUUGUCCAUCUCAGCCUUCUACUAUACAUGCAAUAGCCACUGCUCGUCCCGAAUCCCCAACCACCGCCUUAGCUGGAGCCCUAAAGCCAGCACCUGUUGAGGAUCCACAGCAUCCACAAAGACCAGGUCCCCCGUCUACACAGGCACCUUUGUACCCAGUUUACCCUCAGAAACCAACACCGUUUGAAUAUCCUUCCAAUAGCAUGCCUCUUUAUACCCCUGAACCUGUGCAGUCUCCAGAACAAUUCCCUUUCUAUCCGUACCAUCCCGGAUUUUACCUGCCUCACCCUCAGCCUGACCCUGCUGCUGCGAGCCCUAAACCGGAGCAUUCCGUAGAGCCACAGAAUCCACAAAGACCAGGUCCCCUGUCUACACAGGCACCUUUGUACCCAGUUUACCCUAAGAAGCCAGCACCUGUUGAAUAUCCUUCCAAAAGCAUGCCCCUUUAUACCCCUGAACCUGUGCAGUCUCCAGAACAAUUCCCUUUCUAUCCGUUCCAUCCCAGAUUUUACCCUCAGCCUGAUGGUGCUACUGCGAUCCCUGAACCGGAGCAUUCCGUAGAGCCACAGAAUCCACAAAGACCAGGUCCCCCGUCUACACAGGCACCUUUGUACCCAGUUUACCCUAAGAAGCCAGCACCUGUUGAGGAUCCACAGCAUCCACAAAGACCAGGUCCCCCGUCUACACAGGCACCUUUGUACCCAGUUUACCCUAAGAAGCCAGCACCUGUUGAGGAUCCACAGCAUCCACAAAGACCAGGUCCCCCGUCUACACAGGCACCUUUGUACCCAGUUUACCCUCAGAAACCAACACCGUUUGAAUAUCCUUCCAAUAGCAUGCCUCUUUAUACCCCUGAACCUGUGCAGUCUCCAGAACCAUUCCCUUUCUAUCUGUUCCAUCCCGGAUUUGACCUGCCUCACCCUCAGCCUGAUGCUGCUGCUGCGAGCCCUGAACCGGAUCAUUCCGUAGAGCCACAGAAUCCACCAAGACCAGGUCCCCCGUCUACACAGGCACCUUUGUACCCAGUUUACCCUAAGAAGCCAGCACCUGUUGAGGAUCCACAGCAUCCACAAAGACCAGGUCCCCCGUCUACACAGGCACCUUUGUACCCAGUUUACCCUCAGAAACCAACACCGUUUGAAUAUCCUUCCAAUAGCAUGCCUCUUUAUACCCCUGAACCUGUGCAGUCUCCAGAACCAUUCCCUUUCUAUCCGUUCCAUCCCAGAUUUUACCCUCAGCCUGAUGGUGCUACUGCGAUCCCUGAACCGGAGCAUUCCGUAGAGCCACAGAAUCCACAAAGACCAGGUCCCCCGUCUACACAGGCACCUUUGUACCCAGUUUACCCUAAGAAGCCAGCACCUGUUGAGGAUCCACAGCAUCCACAAAGACCAGGUCCCCCGUCUACACAGGCACCUUUGUACCCAGUUUACCCUAAGAAGCCAGCACCUGUUGAGGAUCCACAGCAUCCACAAAGACCAGGUCCCCCGUCUACACAGGCACCUUUGUACCCAGUUUACCCUAAGAAGCCAGCACCUGUUGAGGAUCCACAGCAUCCACAAAGACCAGGUCCCCCGUCUACACAUGCACCUUUGUACCCAGUUUACCCUCAGAAACCAACACCGUUUGAAUAUCCUUCCAAUAGCAUGCCUCUUUAUACCCCUGAACCUGUGCAGUCUCCAGAACCAUUCCCUUUCUAUCUGUUCCAUCCCGGAUUUGACCUGCCUCACCCUCAGCCUGAUGCUGCUGCUGCGAGCCCUGAACCGGAUCAUUCCGUAGAGCCACAGAAUCCACCAAGACCAGGUCCCCCGUCUACACAGGCACCUUUGUACCCAGUUUACCCUAAGAAGCCAGCACCUGUUGAGGAUCCACAGCAUCCACAAAGACCAGGUCCCCCGUCUACACAGGCACCUUUGUACCCAGUUUACCCUCAGAAACCAACACCGUUUGAAUAUCCUUCCAAUAGCAUGCCUCUUUAUACCCCUGAACCUGUGCAGUCUCCAGAACCAUUCCCUUUCUAUCCGUUCCAUCCCGGAUUUGACCUGCCUCACCCUCAGCCUGAUGCUGCUGCUGCGAGCCCUGAACCGGAUCAUUCCGUAGAGCCACAGAAUCCACCAAGACCAGGUCCCCCGUCUACACAGGCACCUUUGUACCCAGUUUACCCUAAGAAGCCAGCACCUGUUGAGGAUCCACAGCAUCCACAAAGACCAGGUCCCCCGUCUACACAGGCACCUUUGUACCCAGUUUACCCUAAGAAACCAGCACCUGUUGAAUAUCCUUCCAAAAGCAUGCCCCUUUAUACCCCUGAACCUGUGCAGUCUCCAGAACAAUUCCCUUUCUAUCCGUUCCAUCCCGGGUUUGACCUGCCUCACCCUCAGCCUGACCCUGCUGCUGCGAGCCCUAAACCGGAGCAUUCCGUAGAGCCACAGCAUCCACAAAGACCAGGUCCCCCGUCUACACAGGCACCUUUGUACCCAGUUUACCCUAAGAAACCAGCACCUGUUGAAUAUCCUUCCAAAAGCAUGCCCAUUUAUACCCCUGAACCU
Clupea harengus (Atlantic herring) is the source of this 3549-nucleotide messenger RNA. Its product is annotated as proline-rich extensin-like protein EPR1. The annotation marks the transcript as partial. The record is from RefSeq and is a predicted model, not a curated record. NCBI's taxonomy places the organism in Eukaryota, Metazoa, Chordata, Actinopteri, Clupeiformes, Clupeidae. The transcript has 8 exons.